This is a messenger RNA of Angiostrongylus costaricensis, 321 nucleotides long. The record is from the annotation of a GenBank genome assembly. Lineage: Eukaryota; Metazoa; Nematoda; Chromadorea; Rhabditida; Metastrongylidae.
AUGAUACCAGCAGCAGAGAAGUCUGUGUUGAACAGUUUCAGGCGUAUUGUGAGGGAACUUCGAAAAAUCGAUAAGGGUUUCGAUAGGAAUCGUGCACUUUUCAAGUACUUGGUAAGCCAAGUGAGAGACAGUAUAGCCGAGCGCACUUAUUCGAAAGCCCCUGAAGAGACUAGGCAUUUGGCUGGUCUCUACGCGACAUACUUGUCAAGUGCACGAAAGUUGGUGGAAUUGGAGACACGGUAUCAUGGAGGGGAACGGUCAAUUGAAGAAAGUGCGAGGCUAGUUGGGUUGUCUGUUCCGAAAAAGGAAUCGACUACUUGA